GCAGGAAGUAGUUUGCGGAGAAAAGGGCUGCAUUUCUGUGCAGCAAAUAUUUUCUUUUACACCUUUCCUGAGAUACUGUUUGUCUGUGAAGGUGGAAUAUAAAGAGGAACAACUACAAGUGUAACAACAACUGAAGUCUACUGACAUGUUGCAAAAAUGAAGUCCAUUAAAGAGGAGAAAGAAGACUUGAGUGAUUCAGAGCCAUUGAUAGUGAAACAUGAAGAUACUGAGGAACAAAGAGACUUGAUGGAAGUGAAAGAGGAAAGCCAAGAACUGAAUGAUGAGGUGGAGAAAAAUCUGAAUGAUAAAUCUGAUUUCAUUUUUGAUGAAAAAUAUUCUAGUUGCUCACAGAAAACAACCAAAAAAUCAUUUACAUGCCCUCAGUGUGGAAAGAGUUUCAUUUGCAGAAGAAAUCUUAACAUUCACUUAAAACUUCACUCUGGAGAGAAGCCUUUCACAUGCCUUCAAUGUGGGAAGAGUUUUGCACGAAAAGCACACCUUAUGAGUCAUAUGAAAAUUCACACAGGAGAGAAGCCGUUUACAUGCUCUCAGUGCGGAAACAGUUUUGCACGAAAAGCACACCUUAGAAGUCAUAUGAGAAUUCACACCGGAGAGAAGCCUUUCAUAUGCUCUCAAUGUGGAAAGAGUUUUGCACAAAAAGCACACCUUAGGAGUCAUAUGGCAAUUCACACCGGAGAGAAGCCUUUCAUAUGCUCUCAAUGCGGAAAGAGUUUUGCACGAAAAGCAGUUCUUAAGAAGCACCUGAGAGUUCACACUGGAGAGAAGCCUUUCACAUGCCUUCGGUGUGGAAAGAGUUUCACACAAAAAGGAUACCUGAAGAGUCACGUGAUGAUUCACACUGGAGAGAGGCCUUUUACGUGCUCUCAAUGUGGAAUGAGUUUUGCACUUAAAAGAGAACUUGAGGUGCACCUGAGAAUUCACACAGGAGAGAGGCCAUACACAUGCCCUCAGUGUGGAAAGAGUUUUACACGGAACGCAGUUCUUAAGAGGCACCUGAGAUUUCACUCUAGAGAGAAGCCUUUCGCAUGCACUCAGUGUGGAAAAUCUUUCGCAAUAAAAGGAGAUCUUGAAAGGCACCUGAGAAUUCACUCUAUAGACAAGCCUUUCACAUGUCUUCAGUGUGGAAAGAGUUUCAAAUAUGCUGGCUAUCUCAUAAUUCAUCAGCACUCUCACUCUGGACUAAACUCUGACCUUAUGGAAGUAAAAGUGGAAAGUCAACAACUGAAUGAUGUGGAGGAGAAACAUCAGAAUGACAUAUGUGAUUUCAUUUUUGGUGAAAAAUCUUCUAGUUGCUCACAGAUGAAAACUAAUUUCUCAAAAAAAAGAACUCCAAGAACAAGAGUCAAAAAAACCUUCACUUGCCCUCAAUGUGGAAAAAGUUUUGCACUCAAAGCAGUUCUUCAAAAGCACCUGAGAAUUCACACCGGAGAGAAGCCUUUCACAUGCACUCAGUGUGGAAAGUGUUUUACGCAAAAAGGACACCUUAAGAGUCACAUAAUAAUUCACACUGGAGAGAAGCCAUUUACAUGCGCUCAAUGUGGAAAGAGUUUUGCACUCAGAACAGUUCUCAAAAAGCACCUGAGAAUUCACUCUGGAGAGAAGUCUUUCACAUGCACUCAGUGUGGAAAGAGUUUUAUACAAAAUGGACACCUUAAGAGUCACAUGAUAAUUCACACUGGAGAGAAGCCAUUUUCAUGUGCUCAAUGUGGAAAGAGUUUUGCAGUAAAAGGAGUUCUUAAGAAGCACCUGAGAAUUCACACAGGAGAGAGGCCUUUCACAUGCCCUCAGUGUGGAAAGAGUUUCACAAAUAAAGAACACCUUAAAAGUCAUAUGAUGAUUCACACUGGAGAGAGGCCUUUCACAUGCACUCAAUGUGGAAAGAGUUUUGCACUCAAAGCAGUUCUAAAAAAGCACCUGAGAAUUCACACAGGAGAGAAGCCUUUCACGUGCACUCAGUGUGGAAAGAGUUUCACACAAAAAGGACACCUUAAGAGUCACAUGAUUAUUCACACUGGAGAGAGGCAUUUUACAUGCCCUCAAUGUGGAAAGAGUUUUGCACUCAAAGCAGUUCUAAAAAAGCACCUGAGAAUUCACACCGGAGAGAAGCCUUUCACAUGCACUCAGUGUGGAAAGAGUUUCACACAAAAAGGACACCUUAAGAGUCACAUGAUGAUUCACACUGGGGAGAGGCGUUUUAAAUGUGCCCAGUGUGGAAAGAGGUUUGUAAGGAAAGGAGAUCUUAUAAAGCACAUGAGAAUUCACACUGGAGAGAAGCCUUUUAUAUGCCAUCAAUGUGGAAAGAGUUUUGCACGAAAAUCAGUUCUUGAGAGGCACCUGAGAAUGCACACCGGAGAGAGGCCUUUCAAAUGCCCCCAGUGUAGAAAGAGUUUCACACGCAAAGUACACCUUAAGAGUCACUUGAUGAUUCACACUGGAGAGAAUGUUUAA
Molecule: messenger RNA, 2469 nt
Organism: Xyrauchen texanus (razorback sucker)
Lineage: Eukaryota; Metazoa; Chordata; Actinopteri; Cypriniformes; Catostomidae
Product: oocyte zinc finger protein XlCOF6-like
Exons: 6
Coding region: 157-2469 (770 amino acids)
Biological process (GO): regulation of transcription by RNA polymerase II
Molecular function (GO): DNA-binding transcription factor activity; RNA polymerase II cis-regulatory region sequence-specific DNA binding
Source: RefSeq, a predicted model, not a curated record